Molecule: messenger RNA, 3204 nt
Organism: Clunio marinus
Lineage: Eukaryota; Metazoa; Arthropoda; Insecta; Diptera; Chironomidae
Source: the annotation of a GenBank genome assembly
AUGAUUGGUGUCGGAGAUUCGUUGAUAUUUUUAGUUUUGAUAUUUGUGUCGUCAGCACCAGGCACACUUUCGACAUCGAUACCAACAGUUUGUCAAGGACUUUGCUUAGAUCCUAAUUAUGUCUGGGACAUUGCUACAUGUAGUUGCAUAUUCAAUCCUUCCGUACCGAAACCAUCGUGUUUUGAUAUUGAAUGUGAAGCUGGAUAUGAACCAAAAUGGUAUUUUGAUGAAUGUUCUUGUGUCAAAAUUAAUUGUCCACCAUGGAAAAUUUAUGAAGCAGAGAAAUGUAUUUGUAAAAUACCCGAGCCUGACUGUGAAGACGAUUCUGAGUGGGAUGAAGAAUUUUGUCAUUGCCUUCCAGUGAAGCCAUCAUGUGACUUAAUAUGUCAAGAACCUCAAAUGUUGGAUGAAUUUACAUGCACUUGUGUGGGAGCACCCCCUUGUGUUCUUCCUAUGCAAUGUUUACCUGGCUACAUUUUAGAUCCCAAAUGUAUGCCUUGUGCACCUUGUAAAUGCAUUGUGGAUCCGAAUUAUGUAACAGAAGCUCCAUGCAUAGUUGAAUGUCCAUUAAACUAUGAUUUGGAUGAAAUUAAUUGUGAAUGUAACUGCAUAAAGAAAACUUGCCCGAUGGAUUAUGUUUUCAACAUGGAUCUUUGUAAAUGCAAAGAAUUUUGCGAUAAAGAGUGCCCAAUCGGAUAUGAACUGGAUAUGAAAGGAUGUUCUUGUUAUGAUUGUCCAUGUGUUCCUGAAAAAAUAUAUCAACCAGGAUGUGAUCCAAGAGUAGUAAAAUGUGGUCUCGGUCAUAUAUUUGAUACAAUUUUAUGUCGAUGUGUCAAGGAAAUACAACCAUUAUGUGACGAUGGUUACAUUUAUGAUAAAGAUUCUUGUUCUUGCAUAUGCGCAAAGUGCUUUGAAUGUCCUAAGAAUUUUGUUUGGAAUGAAAACAUUUGUCAAUGUAUUUGUCCAAGAAAUCAAAAUUGUCCUAAAGAUUUUAUCUUAGAUUUAAAUACUUGUAAUUGCGUUUGUGACACUACUAAAAAAUGUCCUGAAGGAUUUGCGUUAAAUCCUGAAUCAUGCAAUUGUGGAUGUGUUCAAAACGAAAAAUGUAAGGAAGGAUACAUCUGGGACGAUUUAACAUGCAAGUGUACUCAUGAGGCAACACCAACUUGUGAUCCAGGAUUCAUUUAUGACCACGAACAAUGCAAAUGCGUUUGUGAAUUUGAAGUUGUUUGUAGACCUCCUAAAGUUUUUGAUGAUAAGAUCUCAUUACAAUCUGACAGUGAUUAUGAUGAUGAGCCUAUAUCAUGUUCAGGUACUUGUUCAGAUGGAUACUAUUUUGACUCAGUUCGGUGCGAUUGUAUUGCUAUGACAAACCCUUCUACGAUGCCAUCAAUCCCUUCAACACCACAUAUUUGCAUAGAAGUUCCUUGCCCUCGGGAUUUUAUUUGGAAUCAAAAUGAGUGUUCAUGUAUUUUGCGCCCACCAUGUACUAUCAGAUGCGCGACUGGGUACCAUCUUGAAUACGAUGAGGACGGAAGAUGUUUUUGUGUUCUGAAUGAAAAAUGUCCAGAUGGACAAAUAUAUGAUCGCAAUGAAAAGAAGUGUGUAUGUGAACACCCUCAAGAAUGUAGACCUGGAUAUUGUUGGGAUGAUGAACUCUGUCGGUGCAUUCCUGAUAUUGUAAUAGAUUGUCCAGAAGGACAAAUUUACGACCCAAUUCAAAAGAAGUGUGUAUGUGAACAUCCCCAAGAAUGCAAACCUGGAUAUUGUUGGGAUGAUGAACUCUGUCGGUGCAUUCCUGAUAUUGUAAUAGAUUGUCCAGAAGGACAAAUUUACGACCCAAUUCAAAAGAAGUGUGUAUGUGAACAUCCCCAAGAAUGCAAACCUGGAUAUUGCUGGGAUGAUGAGCUAUGUCGUUGCAUUCCUGAUAUUGUUAAAGAUUGCCCAGAAGGACAAAAUUACGACCCAAUUCAAAAGAAGUGUAUAUGUGAACAUCCCCAAGAAUGCAAACCUGGAUAUUGUUGGGAUGAUGAACUCUGUCGGUGCAUUCCUGAUAUUGUAAUAGAUUGUCCAGAAGGACAAAUUUACGACCCAAUUCAAAAGAAGUGUGUAUGUGAACAUCCCCAAGAAUGCAAACCUGGAUAUUGUUGGGAUGAUGAACUCUGUCGGUGCAUUCCUGAUAUUGUAAUAGAUUGUCCAGAAGGACAAGUUUACGACCCAAUUCAAAAAAAGUGUGUAUGUGAACAUCCCCAAGAAUGCAAACCUGGAUAUUGCUGGGAUGAUGAACUCUGUCGUUGCAUUCCUGAUAUUGUAAAAGAUUGCCCAGAAGGACAAAUUUACGACCCAAUUCAAAAGAAAUAUUGUCCAGAAGGACAAAUUUACGACCCAAUUGAAAAGAAGUGUGUAUGUGAACAUUUUCAAGAAUGUAGACCAGGAUAUUGUUGGGAUGAUGAACUCUGUCGGUGCAUUCCUGAUAUUGUUAAAGAUUGCCCAGAAGGACAAAUUUACGACCCAAUUCAAAAGAAAUGUGUAUGUGAAUAUCCCCAAGAAUGCAAACCUGGAUAUUGCUGGGAUGAUGAGCUAUGUCGGUGCAUUCCUGAUAUUACAACUUCACCAUCAUUACCACUUUGUGAUACUUAUCUCGAAUGUAGUCCUGGUUCAGUAUUCGAUGAGAUUCUAUGCGAGUGUUUAGUUAAACCAGAACCAUCAUGCCCACCUGGCUACAUACAUGAUGACGAAGCUUGCAGGUGUGUAUGUGAAAAUUACGUUGAAUGUCAAAAGAACUUUGUUUGGGAUGACAACACUUGCCAAUGUGUAUGCCCAGGUGGCGAAAUUUGUGAAGAUGGUUUUGUUUUCAGCAAAAAACAUUGCGAUUGUAUUUGCGAAGAAAAAAAAUGUGACUACGGAUAUGUUUUUGACGAGAAAAGAUGCAUUUGCGCAUGCAUUCAAGAAAUUCCUUGUGAAAAGGAUCAUAUUUGGGAUGAGUUGAUAUGCAAAUGUGUUCCUAAGCCACACCCAGAAUGUGAUCCUGGUUAUAUCUACGAUCAUACAAGAUGUGAAUGUGUAUGUGAAAAAGUAAUACCUUGCGAUACAAACCAUGUUUUUGACGAAAACGUUUGCAGUUGUGUUUGUCCCAGAAUUUCUCAAUGCAGCGAUGAAAACUGGAAUCAUGAAACGUGUACUUGCGAUCACAGUCACUCGUAA